Eurytemora carolleeae is the source of this 1589-nucleotide messenger RNA. RefSeq lists its product as uncharacterized. The record is from RefSeq and is a predicted model, not a curated record. Gene Ontology annotation, biological process: protein phosphorylation. Bases 42 to 1574 code for a protein of 510 amino acids. NCBI's taxonomy places the organism in Eukaryota, Metazoa, Arthropoda, Copepoda, Calanoida, Temoridae. Gene Ontology annotation, molecular function: ATP binding; protein kinase activity. The transcript has 14 exons.
UAAUGAAUUUAUAACAUUUUAGAAUUGAAUCGCAUAAAAAAAUGUUUUGUGGUCGUUUAAGAUUAGUUCUACAAACCAAUCCCUACAGUUAUUCAACUAAACUAAAUCUUACAAGAACGAGGUUAAGAAGACCAAGAUUUAGAAAUAAGUUCACAAAAAAUUUUGCUUUUGCGUCAGCACUGGGAGGUUCAGCGCUUGCAAUUGGAUAUAUUGAAAGCAAAAACCCUGAGAUUGGACCUAUUUACAAAUUUGAAAACGAAGAUACAAUUGAUGGAUUACCGUUGGACUAUAAUAUUGGUCGAAUGAAAUCAUAUUUUAAAGAUCGGCCUGGAGAGAUUAUUUUAAGAACUCUAGAGAUAAUUAACAAAAUAGUUCCAUAUGUUGCUAAAGUACUGGUUUGGGAAUAUCUUAUUCGAGGAAAAAUACAGGACCAUGAAGGCCUACAGAAAAAAUAUGCUAUUAGACUAAGGGAGAUUUUAACUGAGUUAGGACCAUGUUUUAUUAAACUAGGACAAGCAAUAUCAAUCCGUCCUGAUAUUCUUCCUUCAAGUUUUUUGUUUGAACUUCAAAAACUUUGUGAUGCAGUUCCUAGUUAUCCGACAGUAGAUGCUAUUGCUGUUAUUGAAUCUGAACUGGGGGUUAAAGUAGCAGACGUGUUUCAGGAUUUAGACGCUAGUACUAGUCCUAUAGCAGCUGCAUCCCUGGGUCAAGUGUACAAGGUGAAACUGACCGAUAAAGACGGUAGCCUGGUGGGGGUCAAGGUUCAGAGACCGGACAUGCAUCAUUACGUUCUAAGGGACAUUUACAUAAUGCGUGGUCUAGCCGGUGCAAUUCAAUGGAUUAAAACUAAACUAUCCAAUCAGCGACCCUACGACGUCGCAUUGCUGGACACCUUUGCCAACGCUACACUCAAGGAGUUGGAUUAUAUAAACGAAGCUUCUAAUCAGAUAAGAUGCAAGGCUGAGCUAGAACCUAGACUGAAAAAUAAGAUUUAUAUUCCUCAAGUUUACUCAAAGUAUACAACAAGAAAGGUACUUGUAACAGAAUGGAUUGAAGGGAAUCAGUUAGCUAAGUCCAGUGCUGAGGUUAUCAAUAGACUUAUUCCAGUUGGAGUAGAGUGCUUCUUAAUUCAGUUGCUUGAAACUGGUUUCUUCCACGCUGACCCGCACCCUGGAAACCUUCUGGUCACUCAAGAUGGCCGACUUGCUCUCAUAGAUUUCGGACUAAUGGCAGAUGUACCUAUUCAGGACACAAAGACGAUGACAUUGACAAUCGUUCAUUUGAUGCAAGGAGAUGUGCCUGGUCUUGUAGAAGAUGCAGUUAACCUUGGUUUUCUUCCUCAAGAUGUAGAUAGGGCUAGUUUGACCCCUAUCCUGCAGAAAGUAUUUGACUCUGCUCAGCUGGCUGUAUCAGAACAAGUCAAACAAACAAAAUAUAAGGCUGUGAGUGGACGCCGGAAACAGUUCUGGGCGGUCUCCUUUGAUCUCAAUAAAAUAUUCUACCUCUACCCUUUUCUAGGUCAGUUACAUUACAGGGGUCUCGGAAAAUGUGUUGAUUUUUCUGUAAAAAGAUAAACAAUGUCGUAAUGG